Messenger RNA from Rhizophagus irregularis DAOM 181602=DAOM 197198, 627 nucleotides. RefSeq lists its product as uncharacterized. The record is from RefSeq and is a predicted model, not a curated record. NCBI's taxonomy places the organism in Eukaryota, Fungi, Glomeromycota, Glomeromycetes, Glomerales, Glomeraceae.
AUGGCAACGCACGAUUUUUCAAUUGAAUACUUGGCAAUGUCGUUGCUUGCUCGGUUGGAUCGGAAGAAUAUUUUUCCGCCAAAAUAUGAUGACGUUGAAUCAUUCGUUCCUGUUCCUUCAAACAAUUCAUCAUCAACUCGACCAAAAAGACCUCCCAACGCAUUUUUAAUAUGCCGCAAAAAUGUUCAGCUAGAGUCAAAACGCAAAGGAUCUCACAACAUGCGCGUAAUAAGCAAAGUUACAAGUAUCUUAUGGAGGAAUGCCACAGAUUCGGAGAAAAGUGUUUAUAAAAAUUUAUUUGAUCGGGUUUAUGAGAUUCAUUCUAUGAGAAAUUCUUCUUCUAAUAGACAAUUACCAAUGGUUUCCCCAACUUCAGAUGUGAUUUGUCAGCCUUCGCCUUUUUAUCCUCAUAUAACUACUUCAAAUUCCCCAUGUUUUUUUGAAUUAGAGAAUAAUUGUCAUUCAAAUAAUCAAUUAACUACCUAUGACCUUAAUUAUUUUAAUUAUUUUAAAUAUUUCAUGGAUUCAAAUAAUCAAAUCGUUAUUUUUUAUGAUGACGAUGAACAAAAUCAAUUAUCAUUAUUAUCGCUUAAUAAUUUUGUAACUUCACAGGAAAAUUACAUUUAA